This is a messenger RNA of Lachancea nothofagi CBS 11611, 933 nucleotides long. The record is from the annotation of a GenBank genome assembly. Lineage: Eukaryota; Fungi; Ascomycota; Saccharomycetes; Saccharomycetales; Saccharomycetaceae.
AUGACAAAGAGAGACGCAAUCACAGCAGACAAACACGAUCGGCAGAAGAGAGCGAAAUUGACCGCCGAGGACGGUAAGGAGGACAUCAAUAGUGGAAUUGAUGAAGAGGACUACAUGACUAUGAUUAUAGGUGAUGACAGUCCGGUACAGGCGAAACACCAAACACAAUCCCAAUCUCAAAAGGUCGACAGAAACCAAGAACAAGCCUCUAAAAUUUUACCGAAAGGCUUUGCCAUGAUGAGUAAGAUGGGAUUCAAGUUAGGUGAAGCUUUGGGGCAAAAUGAAGAGUCCGCAAUCAAAGAACCCAUAUCAGCCAGCAUACGUCGAGGCCCAAGGGGUAUUAAUAUUUCGCAGCAACCAUCCAAAGAGGAAAACUCGUCUGCAAAUGAAGCGGAUUUUCAAAGGUGGACUCAAAAUAAUGGCGAAAGAUCGAAGAAGAUGCAUACGCUCCAUAAAAUGCAAAAGAUGGCACUUGAACUGAGCGGUGAUGUUGAUCGCUUUGAAAUUGACAGUGAUCCCAGGGACUUCAAUUGUCUUUGGAGACGAUACGUGAUGGAAUUACAACAGAAACUGAAACCCCCGGACUACAGCAUUCAAGAAAAAUCUCAUCAGUCUGCUGAUUUUUCUUCCAAGGCUCAAGACGUGGAGGCUAAAGUUGCUCAACACCGAGAACUUUACUCAUCUUCCUUGAGAAACCGGGAUCAAGACACCGAAACUAAGUUGUCCCCCAGUCGCGACUCAAGUUCUUCUGAGAGUGAAAGAGACGAGGAGUUAUCAAUUUUCGAAGAAUUGUCUAUUGAUCAACAAGUGCUAGGGGUACACACACAUCUACGAACCGGAUUCUUUUACUGCAUCUAUUGCGGAGCACAAUACUCUUCAGAAGAAGAUUUAUACAAGAAUUGUCCUGGCCCCACAGAAGAAGACCAUACUUAG